Molecule: messenger RNA, 2229 nt
Organism: Geodia barretti
Lineage: Eukaryota; Metazoa; Porifera; Demospongiae; Tetractinellida; Geodiidae
Source: the annotation of a GenBank genome assembly
AUGGAAGGAGUGACUGAGCAAGGCACUGUCCUACAGACUCGUGUAGUGGACUCCAGCGACGUAAUAGACUAUGCUUCACACAUUGAACCUGAUCAAGUUAAAGUGCGGAGUAAAGGCACAAUUCAGUACAAGGCAGGUGUUCCCCAGAAAGCCAGUGGCUCAUCCUCUUUCUCCAUACUGACUGAGGUACAUGUACCUCCUGGGAAGGAUGUUGAAGCAGAUUUCCUUGAAGCUGACACUGACUCUGAUAGGAGGAAGAAGAGGCAGGCCUACAAUGAAGCUCGGAGGCCAGACCCAACCUAUGAUGAAAACAGCAAAAUGAACCACUUUGAGGCUUCAGGUUCUUUCUCUUUGACUCAAGUUAGACAGGAGAGGAUUGCUAAGAGCAAGAGGGAUGCUGUAGAUUUUCUCUCUCUCCCUGAAGCAGUACAGAGCUCCCUUAUGGCUGUAAUCAACCACACUCAUGCUGACCUGGAGCAUAUUGUGGAGAUCCGCUCUGAACUUGGAAGCAUCACUGAUGCUCUUCGGGAACUUCAUAAUGACAUUGAGCACGAUGAGGAAGGAAUAGCACAAAAAAUUGGAGAACUCCUGGAAUUAGAGGAAACAUACGGACCUCAGGGUGGACAGAAAAAACCUGCCAUUGAAAGCGUUCUUGGCUUCUUGAAAAAGCUGGGCAGUUCAGAGGAUUCCGUCGAUGUUGAAAUGAGAGACCGGAUUUACUCCAUGCUUGCACCUGCAGGAAGUCAGCAAUCACAACAGGCUCUACUUGAAGCCCUGGAAAAAGCAAAGAGUGAAGAGGAACACCUCAGUGUCGUUAUGUACAUUGCAUUUGUGCGCAACCCCCACCUACAGCUUAUUACUGAGAUAGAAAACCACAUUGGUGCAGACGUGCACUCAAAUGACCCACUUUUGCUGGCCUACGGCUGCCUGAUUCCUAGAGCAUCCCCUGAGCUUCAACAGCACAUGACUCAGUUUCUUUUACAGCGCCUCCAACAGGCUGGGAUCAAUGAACAAUCUUUGGUCCACCACCUUCACUCCCUAGGCAAUGCUGGAUCACCAAAAUCAGCAGAAGCAAUUACGACCUACCUCAAGCAUCCAAGCACAAAUGUCCAGCUGACCACUAUCAGUGCUCUGCGAUAUCUGCUCAAUGAAACUCUUGUACAAGAGGCUCUGACAGAACUGCUUCUUCGACCUGACAUCACUGAAGAUCACAUAGACAGCUUUAUGAGCUCACUCAAGUAUGGGCUUGAGCAUGCAAGAGAAAAUCAUGUUGAAAAACCAUUCAAUAGCAACCUGGCAUCUGCUCUUGUCCUUGCUGCAAUUGAAAACACCGAGGGACAGUUUGAUUCUUCAAUCCUACACUACCUUUCAGCUGUAGACACCCACGAAUCACAUCAGUUGGCUGAGGUAUUGCAGAGUGUCCCACACUCAAACGGUACACGACUUCGAAGAGGCACCAACUGGGCUGAUAAGAACAAAGUGUAUGACCUAGUUGAGCCAUUAAAAGUGCGAAUGGAUGACCAGAGGCUGUAUCGCUACAGUAAGAACUACAUAUGGGGAAAAAAGAUGGGAGUGAGUGAUGGAAAUAUUCAAGUAGCUGCUGGGGGAUUUAUGGGUGUCAGUGAAGCCGGUGACUACAAACUGUUUGGCCAUGCAGUGAUUGAAGCUAAUGCAUUUGGCCGUCGCUACAGAGCCCUUGACUUAAAAAUACUUCGACAAAAGAGCCGAAAGAACACUCAUUCCGUUCUCUACAUUAUGGUGGCUGGUAAGACUCUUAAGAAUAUAGAUGUAUGGGAGCCAAGCUCAGUGUGUAAGAAAUACACAACUACAUUGAGGAAAAUGAAAUCAUUUCCAAUCUUUCGUCUCACUCACUCUCUUUACAUCUACGUGGGUGUACUGAAAUUUAGAGUAACUGGAAACAUUCAGUUUUCGAAUCAGGCUUUUGUGAAGUUCUGUGAGAAUCGGGGGAGUAGCACAGCUAGUGCAGGACUCACACCAACUGCAACCUUCAAGAUAGGAGCCAAAGCUUCCGCAAAUAUUCUCAGUCUAGCAAAAGGCCACAUUGAUGUUGUAGGAUCCUUCAACUAUGUAAUCAGUCCAGAACUCUCCACAACAGUUUGCUAUAAGUAUGGCAGAAUCACGGUGCGGAACUGUGGUGGCAUUUACCACCAGUGGAAAAACAACAGUGUAAAGCUGAAAGUCAGCUACCAGACUCUUGCUUGCUGGGGG